GAAAUUCGUGUCAUUAUGGAGAGGCUUGCAAAGGUUGAGGGACAACUGACAUAUGUUCAGAAAGAAAUGAAGCUCGAAAAGGAACGCAAUGCUCGGAUCAAUCAUGGUGCUGUGCGGCGUUCAUAUGAAAGCGAUGCAGUGGCGUUUUAUGCAGUGAUUGGUACUGCACAUGAUCACAUGGGUCCGGGUCAGACAGUCGUUUUCGAUCAUGUAUUGACCAAUAUCGAUUCAGCACAAUCUGUAGGCGGCUAUAGUGCCACCACUGGUGUAUUCACGGCUCCAGUAAGUGGUGUAUACUCGUUCUCGUGCACAAUCAUGGCAUAUGACAAUAGCAUGACACACGCAGGCUUUUUCCGCUCCAUUUUGGGAAAACGCCACACUGGAAUUUUGGGAAUUUCGCGUCGUGAAAACCCCCAUUUUGGGAAAAAAAUUAAUCGCAAAAUUGGCUCAAUUGGGAAAAGUUAUCGCAUGUAAAUUAUUUAAAACAGU
Molecule: messenger RNA, 489 nt
Organism: Dreissena polymorpha
Lineage: Eukaryota; Metazoa; Mollusca; Bivalvia; Myida; Dreissenidae
Exons: 2
Coding region: 16-474 (152 amino acids)
Molecular function (GO): protein binding
Source: RefSeq, a predicted model, not a curated record